AUGGCCGAUCCACUCAGCAUUGCCGCAAGUGUUGUUGGGGUCACAGUCCCAGCGUUGCAUGAGGACGUUACCUCUGUUGAAACAGCACUCAAGUUGCUCCAAAACUUGGAUGAGAGAGUAUGGAUAUCACUUGGUCCAAAUGUAGCCGAGGAGUCAAAGAAUACGAUCAGCAGCUGCACGCAAGCAUGCGAUCUCUUCAGAACCGACUUGCAGCGGUGGACUAGACACUCAGAGGAUGGAAAACUAGUAUGGCAGGAUCGAGCAAACGUGGGAUUGUUCAAACAAGGACAAAUGAAGGCUAUGUCCGAGCAGCUCCAAAACUGCAAGCGCUCCAUCAGCAGCAUCGUCAGCAUAGCGACCUUGUCACUCCGUCCGCAAUGGCCACAUCACGGAGAGAUUAAGAAAACGAUAUCUACAAAUCAGGAUGAGGUCAAGGGUGCUAUUACCACAGCGGAUAAGCAGCUGAUAGUAUUGGAUGACAAGCUGGAGGAGAUGAACGUCAGCAGCGAUGAGGAGGAAGUGGCUGGAAACAAGGAAGACAAAGCUGGUGCAUUGCGGCAACUUGAAGAAGAACGUAAAGCACUAGAUACGACACGAAAACUGCUGGAUGAGCUGCUCUCUAAGACACAGGAAGAAGCUGUUGCGAAAGCCGCAGGGGCCCAGAGCCAUUCACCAAAUAUCUCAUUCGGCAAUCAGAAUUCGGGGUUUGAAGCUGGAAUUAUCAAUGGCGGUGUCAGUGGAAUUAGUUUCGGAGGAAUGUAA
This is a messenger RNA of Trematosphaeria pertusa, 762 nucleotides long. RefSeq lists its product as uncharacterized. The record is from RefSeq and is a predicted model, not a curated record. Bases 1 to 762 code for a protein of 253 amino acids. NCBI's taxonomy places the organism in Eukaryota, Fungi, Ascomycota, Dothideomycetes, Pleosporales, Trematosphaeriaceae. The transcript is spliced from 3 exons.